Coregonus sp. 'balchen' is the source of this 2709-nucleotide messenger RNA. Lineage: Eukaryota; Metazoa; Chordata; Actinopteri; Salmoniformes; Salmonidae. The record is from the annotation of a GenBank genome assembly.
AUGGAAAGGAGGCAACAAUGGCUCUCCCGACUGGAGAGUGAAUUCGGCAACAGCCCCCUCGUCUCCAACGUGGCUUUCGGCUUCAUCCUGAUGGGCUUGGAGAAGCUGGAAUUCGAGUGUCCCUGCGACCCCAAAUGGAACGGGCUGUUUUCCUCCGCCGUCUUCGUCGUUCCUGCCAUCAUGGCAUUUAUGCUGAUGCUAGUCAUCCAGGACUGCAGGUACGAUCUGAGCAGGCUGCCCCAGGACGGUGUCCAUCUCCAGCCUGGUUCCCCCCAUCGUCUGGCUGAUCCGGCUCUUCCUGGCUGGACAGUACUUUGCAGGUUUGUGAUUUGUUGACAAGGCCAGCUCCUCAGAAGUGGUGUGAGCCGCUGCCAUGACGACGGCACGCUGCAGGAGCUCACGGUGCACUCUCAGGAAGUCUCAGGUGAGAAGACACACUGAGGUUAGUUUCCUAGACCCAGAUUAAGCCUUGUCCUGGACUAUAAUACACUUUCAAUGGAGAAUUUCCAUUGAGAUAUAUUUUUUUAUCCAGGACAAGGCUUAAUCUGAGUCCGGGAAAACGGCCCCUGGUUAUUAUUAUUGAUGACUGUGGCAUUAAGCAAAGAAAAGUACUGGUCAAAUAGAAACAAAGUAAUGUCAUGAUGAAUAGCUCUUGUUUCUGUUGUGAAUACUGUAUUUGCUUAUCCUCCAUGACCCUUGACCUUAGUGCAUAUGGGGUGGCAGGUAGCAUAGGUGGGCCAGACAACUGGAGGUUUACCGGUUCAAAUCCCAAGUCCGACAGGAUACGUCUCCUGCCAUUGUGCCCUUGAGCAAUGCACUAAUGCAUUGCACCCCUAAUAUUGCUCCAGGCUCGAUGCACUAUGGUUGACCCUGCGCUUUCAUCCCCUCUGGGUGUGUGUCUUGGUUUUCCUGGGGGAGUUGGGUUGUAAGCAAGAUAACACAUUUCCAUUCUCCACAUGAUUUCUCUUCUUCUAAUGAAGUCUUCUUGUAGGUUAUUGGUAUUCCUCUGCUGAUCUUCAUCUGUGUGGGACUCUUAGUGUACGUGAUCAGAGAGAGCUGCCAGCAGGAACAGGAACUCCAGGAAGUCAACAACACCUAUGAGAUGUAUGAGAUGACAUCAUACUUUUCUGGUGUCGUUUUUUAAAGGUGGCUGUUUUUAAAGGUGGCUGGUUGGUGGUGGGGGGGGGCUUGUUGUGGAUUACAAAUGUUCUCUGUCACUGUCAAAAUGUUAUAUCAAGUUUGUAUGUAAGGUAUAGCAACCAAUAUAACAAAUGUUCCUCAUAGCUAUCAUUUAUAAAUAGGAACGUUUAUAAACAUUGGUACAAAUGAUGUGUCUAUUCCAAUAGGUGAUGUCUUGCCAUGUACCUCUCUUUGCCAAACAGCAGAUGGACUCACACACGGUCUGCCCUGGCACCUUCUGAGACCCAGCAGGGACUGAUAUCCGUUGUUGACAUAAGCAUUUGUGAACUUCUUAUGUAGUGCUUAUGAAUGUGUUAUUUAUAAUUGAUGUGUUAUGAAACCCUUAAAGGUGCAAUCCGAGAUACAGCAAACCAAAAACUGGUCACUUUGGUAAACAACUCUGUAAAAAUGGUGGGGUGACCACUUUAUUGUUGUUUGAAUCCCAGAUUGCCAGGUACCCUUCAAAACUACGUUUAAUAUCUUACAAACAAAUAUGGAGCGUUACAAAACAAGCGCAGCGUCUGGACAUGAAAACGGAACCAAUACUGCCUGAUGGGUGAUACUAGGGAGUGCUAGAUAAAGGGGAAGUAUUCAGGGUAGUGAUGAAGUCCAGGUGUACGUAAUGAUGGGUUGCCAGGUGUGCUUAAUGAUGGGUUGCCAGUUGUGCGUAAAGAUGGGUUGCCAGGUGUGCGUAAAGAUGGGUUGCCAGGUGUGCUUAAUGAUAGGUUGCCAGGUGUACUUAAUGAGGGUUGCCAGAUGUGCUUAAUGAUGGGUUGCCAGAUAGGCUUAAUUUUUUAUGCCAUUUAGCAGACGCUUUUAUCCAAAGCGACUUACAGUCAUGCGUGCAUACAUUUUUUUUUUUGUGUAUGGGUGGUCCCGGGGAUCGAACCCACUACCUUAGCGUUACAAGCGCCGUGCUCUACCAGCUGAGCUACAGAGGACCUUAAUGAUGGGUUGCCAGGUGUACUUAAUGAGGGUUGCCAGGAGUACUUAAUGAGGGUUGCCAGGUGUACGUAAUGAUGGGUUGCCAGGGCCGGUGGUUAGUAGACUGGUGACGUGAGCGCCCGGAGCGGGAGUAGAUGUGACAGCCAGGCUCCAAAGAUCUUCCAUUCUUUGUAGCGCUGAAUAGUACCAUCGUCAUCCUGAGUCCUUCUGAUCCAUCAGAGGGUGUGGAGAACUCUCAUACAUUGCCUACCAGUUUGAGACCCUAUAGUUUAGCUAACAUGGACCGACCCCAACCUUAGCUACUGGACUGACCCCAAUCCUGGUUACUGGACUGACCCCAAUCCUGGUUACUGGACCGACCCCGACCCUGGUAACUGGACCAACCCUGGUAACAGGUCCGACCCCAACCCUGGUAACUGGACCAACCCUGGUAACAGGUCCGACCCCGACCCUGGUAACUGGACCAACCCUGGUAACAGGUCCGACCCCAACCCUGGUAACUGGACCAACCCUGGUAACAGGUCCGACCCCGACCCUGGUAACUGGACCAACCCUGGUAACAGGUCCGACCCCAACCCUGGUUAA